Messenger RNA from Schistosoma spindalis, 2634 nucleotides. Lineage: Eukaryota; Metazoa; Platyhelminthes; Trematoda; Strigeidida; Schistosomatidae. The record is from the annotation of a GenBank genome assembly.
AUGUACCUGGCCAGUGGAAACAAUCCUAGUUCAAACAAUCUCUCAGAUCCUGUCGAAACAUGUGAAGAGAAAGGAAAGUCGUCGAAGAAAAAAGGACUGAGAAGUUUGUUUAAGCACGUUUCGCAUUCAAGGCAUUCUAACCGUAGUCAAUGUCCUGCAAGCGAUUCCAAAACAUUGGAAGGAAUCCCGGCAACUAAUUCAUCUGAUGUGAAGGAUAAACCGUUACAAGAUGACCGGAAACCUUUGUGGGAUGUUUUGGAUACUGGUGGCUCUACGCGAAGUAGUAGUCUUUCUGGUUAUGAGAUGCAACUGCCCAUAGACUAUCAUAUACAGACUGCUUUUCUUGACACUAGCAAUCCGAAGUCUAAGAAAAGUGCUGAAUCUAUUUCGGAUCGUGGUGUAUUUACUGCUGAAGUGUCAAAUCCCAACUCAUCAGCAUGUAAUACCUCGUUAUCGUGCACAACUAUCAUGACAGUAACCAAUCCAACACCUGAAACACAGCACAGUAGAUCAUUUCAUACUUCGGUAUCUCGUGCAUAUGCUUCUGUUCCUCAUGCCAAGUUAUCUGUCCAUUACGGUUAUGAGCCAAGUAAUUCUUUACAAUCAUCCCCUCAAACGGAGUCGGUUACUAAUACAAAUGGGCAUAGUUUGAAUAAAUUAAUGGAAGAUCAUAAACCAAUCAAUUCUCAGUCAGCAUUAUCAUCGUCGUCAUCACCCGUUUCUGAUUUUGUUAGUGCUGAUGCUGCUCCCGGCAGCGGUAAUUCUACUUGCCGUGAUGAUACUACCAAUCCUAUUGAUUCUGAAUUGACAGCCUUUAAAAUGCAACAAUUACAACAUGAUGUGAUGCACCUUGAAACUGCAAUAAAGGACAACCUAAAUGAACAGAAGGAAUUGAAUGAUCGGUUAUUUGAACAAUUAGCUGAAGUAUCGAAACCUGAAAUUAGCAAAACUAAAUCAUCUUCCUCCUUACUGUCAUUGUCAUCAAUAUCAAAUGAUCAAUCUCCCUCUCGUGAAAGUGAAAUCAAACGUAUAUAUAGUGAAAAGUUAAAAACACUUAAAAAACAAUUUAAAGCAUUAAACGAACAAUUACAAACAACACGUUAUGUCAUUUCAAAAUCGACAUAUGAUGAUACUGGAUAUCGUAAGAAGAGUUCUUCACGUCCUGUCGGCUACUCAUUCUUUACACCUAACGAUAGAAAAAAACAUAAGAAAAUUACAAAAGGCCAUUUGACUACAUCCAAUUUGUUGUAUCCUCCUGAUUCAUCUAGUAUAUUCCUACCUGAGAAUGUAGCCAGCAGUAGUUCUCAACCACUUCGAACUGGUUCAUUACCUUCUACUAAUGGACUUAACCCUAUCAGUUGUGGUGGAUAUGACGCUGGUGGACGUAGUAUGAUUAGCGGUCUAAGUGGUAUAAUUAGUACAUCAAAAGAUGAUACAUGUCCCAGUAUAGAUCCAUCUGUUGCUGUCACUUCUAACACUGGUGCAUUUUCAUGGUCCGAUGGUGGAGAUAAUACACUGGCACGAAUAUUUGAAUUUCUUGGUGUAUCACCAAAUCAAGUGUUCAGUAGUCAAAAUCUAACCUCCAUUGGUAAUAAUAAUGUACCUGGUGUUGGUUCUUCAGGUUCAUCUGCAUUGUCUGCUUCAGGAUUAGGCGCGUUGGAUAAAACUAAAGCUGGAUCUAAAAGUCAUAUAAGUGGAGCGAAUGUUAUCUCACCAGAAUCACUCAGUACUCCUCAUGGUAGUGGUAUUGUUACUGGGAGUUUAAGUGGUGGUGUUGCUGCUGGAAGUACUGGCCACUUAGGUAAUUCAAUAAUGAAUAUUUCACCACAUAAUUUGGCACUUGCAUUUGCUUAUCUUUAUCGUCGUCAAGAAUGCCAAUUUGCCUCUCUAACUAAUCAACAAUCACAAAUAUUUCAAGAACUUCGUGAUGAAUUGUCUGUUAUGCAUAGUGAAACACUUAGUAUCCAGUCUACACUGAAUAAUUUAACAACAGAAUUAGAAGCUAUUCGACGUGAUGCAACCACAAAAGCGGAGUUACAAAAUCAAAAACUAACUGAUGCCAGUUCACGUAUUGAACGAUUGGAUGCUAUAGCUGAAGAAUCUCGACAAGCUUUACCACAUGAAUUAGCAGCUAUACGUAAUGAAUUUCAUGAUUCCUUAUAUUCAGUCGAAUAUCAAGUGACUACAAAAAUACGCGACCUAAGUGAUAAUAUUACAAGUAUUAAUAAUAAGGUAAGCAUGAUUGAAAAACCUCAUGAUCAAUCCAAUUCACUUGAAUCACAUGGCACAGAAUUAGAUCGUGUUCGUCGUAAAGUUUUACAUUAUUUAACUGAUUUAUGUGUGUCAUUCUUUGCACUAGUUACUAUGCUACUACAAGUACUUAUACGUUGUUUAAAUUUGGGCGCUGUUCUGACGGAAAAUAGGAAACUUGCUGUUUGCUUCUCCAUGACAUUGUUAGCUAGUUGUUUGCUUGUAUAUACAUCGGAUCCUAUUAUUUUAUGGCUCAGGGAAGAUGAUACCAUUACAAAUCCGGCUACAACAACAACAACCAUACAUCGAAGAUCUCAAUACUGGCGAAAUAUACUUAUUGCUAUCUUGUCAUUUUUUCGAAGUUUUUCCCGUGAAAUAUCUUGA